AUGUCUGGAACCAAGGAGCCAACAAAAAGUCAAGACCUGCGCCGAAAACGGAUUCUUAAUGCAAGGGCAAUAAAGACUGAGGCCGCUAACGCGUCCCCAGGUGAAUUUGUUGAAGGUGGGUCUCUAUUGAAGGUACCGGAGUUUAUAUCAUCCCGUCAGUUCGAGAUAAAGCAAUUGCAAGAUUCAAUUCAUCAUUCAAGGAAGUCAUCAUCUAUACGGUCUUUCCAGUCCCUACCAAGAAAGCUUCGUAGAAGAAAGGCAUCUCAUAAUGUUAAAAGGAUACCUAAGAGAUUGAGAAACCGCGCGUUGCGCGAGAUGAAGGCUAGUAAUCAAACGACUACUAUGGGAACUAGGGAUGUGUUUCGAAAGCGGAAGCAUGGGCUGAAUGCUAGGAAGCUCUAUAGAUUGAAGAUGGCGGUUAACCUGCUGCGUCUGGCUAGUAGAAACACUUCUAUGCAAUUGAUGCUUCCUGAGGAACUAAAACCGGAAAAAUGCAAACUUAGGACCUCGAUCAAGUCCUUACGCAGACAGAUUAAGGAUGCUCAGAAGGGGAAAGCUGUUCGCAAGUUGAACAAUAGGCUAGGAAGCUAUGAUAACACUGGGAUUAAUAAACUGGCUCCUAAACCGAUCGGACGCAUUAAAUACAUGAAGCGCCAGCGGUUUUUUACCUGGCUGCCGACGCAUGUGUGGAGUGCCAAACGGUGUCAUAUGAUAAAGAGGUGGGGCUACCAGAUCCCAUGGUCGCCAACACAAAAGUGUUUCCGUUUGACACACCGACUUACUGGUCAAGCUGCAACCUCCAAUGGGGCUAUGUGUGCUGACACAAGUUACUUUGGCACACUCGUGGCCUCUAGUGAAAGCAAGCCAAGGUUGGAUUCUUUUGUUAAGCAAUUGACGGGGGGUCGCGCUGUAAGGGACAAAUAUAGCAAAUCACAGCACCUCUUUGAGGGUCUAUUUUACUUGGCAGCUGAUACGGUUCCCAUAGGUCCUGGUACAUUACUGUGGGUUGGUGAUAACAAGAUAAUGAUUAGACUGCAUCCAUCUAUCUAUAAAUCCGUUUUUGAUUUUGCUAUUCAAGAAGAAUUAGACGUCCAGGAUUGUCGCUUCUCAUUAGCAAGUAUAACCAUAACAGGAGCAAAAUCGCUGCAGGCUUUAUCCCAGAUCAUUAGAACACCGUCUGAGACGCAGUCUUACAAGCAGUUCAAAAGUGUCUACAGGGUUACAGAUUCAUCAGUGUUCCCAGAUAGGACUGUUUUCGCUUUUAGAACAAUGGAUCCACGACACCUUUCUUCUCCAAAGAACUUGAGUACAUCUUCUAGUGUGGAUUAUUCUACAAUCAUAGAUCUUCAGCAAAAAUACCCUAGGGAAGAGAUCGCCUCCGUUCUUAGCGAAUUGUGCGAUCCGUCAUCUAGAGAGAACAGUUACAAUAACCAACAGCCCCUCAAGGAUUUAGCUCGCAGAAGAAGAAAGUUGUUAGUCAAUCCUAAGCGCACUAAUCUCAUACCAUUUGAUCCAAAGAUAGACCCUCAAAUCCCAAUUUUCAUCGUUAGACAGCCGAAAAGUAUGAACUGGGUUAUUCUGCUUCCGUGGUAUUGGAUGCUCCCUUUCUGGUACCAACUAAACCGGGUAACUUUUGUCUAUCCUAUGGGCAUUAAACAGCUUCAUCAGCAGUGCUACGAACGCGGUCUUCCUCAUUUCCCGGAUGACUAUCCCUUCACUGCUACCGGUUACCAGGAAAACUCAGUUUACAAGAGCAUAUCUUUAAAAGCCGCGUGGGAGCGUAAACCAGCUGGAAAAAGGGUCAAUUACGAAAAGAUUACUCAUUUGCAUGCUGCUCAAUGUCCAGGCUAUUCCGGCGAACUUGGGGAUUGGUUUAGCAGUGACUGGCGCCUACUUCAGGUCCUUCAAAACGGUAUAUCUUACAUCGGCAAGGAUAACCUUCAGAUGUACAAUCCGAACCGCACAACACAAUUUGACCCAGCAACAGGUCUAUCUGAUAUCAAUCAUAUUAGGGACCUACUGGAGUUGCACUCUAACGCCAAAAAUGAUAGUAUCGAUGGAAACCUCCCCAUCGUUCUGUACAAUAAGGCUAUUUCAAAUUACGACGCAUCAUCUGCACCGGAGAUUACAUCGCCUCCUCAAUUGUCUAUCUUACGCAACCCGCUAUCAGUCAUAGCUAUUGUAUGCACUGCUGUAGAGAGAGGUCAUUUCCGAGACAACGCGAGACUUUACAACAUCCCGCAGCAAGACCUGGAUCAUUGGCUAGAGGUUGCCAAGGGUUUGUACAAAUCUAACGGCAAGAGAAAUCACGACCUCAGCCACCCAUUGCCAGGCAUUCAGCAUCUAGUCGGUUUUAUUACCAGCGGCACUUACCAUCUCGGUAAGGGCGCAAGCGUUGGUAGCGGAUUCAUAGCAUCAGAUUCCGCUUCCGAAAACAAUCAUAAUUACAUACUGGUUAGGAAUGUUGGUACCAACACCUAUAGACUAGCUCAAUGGCGACAAGUGUUUGUAUAG
This is a messenger RNA of Eremothecium sinecaudum, 2514 nucleotides long. RefSeq names its product ribonuclease P/MRP protein subunit POP1 (gene POP1). Lineage: Eukaryota; Fungi; Ascomycota; Saccharomycetes; Saccharomycetales; Saccharomycetaceae. Gene Ontology annotation, biological process: tRNA 5'-leader removal. The record is from RefSeq and is a predicted model, not a curated record. Bases 1 to 2514 code for a protein of 837 amino acids. Gene Ontology annotation, cellular component: ribonuclease MRP complex; nucleolar ribonuclease P complex. The transcript has a single exon.